Messenger RNA from Colletotrichum scovillei, 1644 nucleotides. RefSeq lists its product as uncharacterized. Bases 277 to 1644 code for a protein of 455 amino acids. Gene Ontology annotation, molecular function: zinc ion binding; DNA-binding transcription activator activity, RNA polymerase II-specific. NCBI's taxonomy places the organism in Eukaryota, Fungi, Ascomycota, Sordariomycetes, Glomerellales, Glomerellaceae. The record is from RefSeq and is a predicted model, not a curated record. Gene Ontology annotation, biological process: regulation of transcription by RNA polymerase II. The transcript is spliced from 3 exons.
CUUGUAAACUCCGGGAGGAUCAAAAAGGGCGCGCUAUGCUGACGCAUAUUUUGUUUUUGUUCCUGCGGCUCUGUUUCCUCCGUUCGUAUCUGCUGUCAGCCAAGCAUCACUCCCUAUGUCCAUGGUGAACCUGCCCCGACCUCGUUAGACCAUCUAGGCCGCGUCUGGUCCCUUGAUUAUCGUGGAGCUGCAGGACGCCGGCCGAGCCAAUCCAAUCCGUGUACUGGAUCAGAUCAUCACAGAUCACCUCUCAGCUAGGCUUGCCGGGCUAUCGAUAUGUCUUCUCUGGAAACAUCCCCGGGCGAUGACGUGCGCAAGCGCAGGGCUCAUAAGAAGUCUAGAAAGGGGUGUGGAAACUGCAAGUUGCGGCGGGUGAAAUGCGACGAGACUAAACCCCGAUGCGUGAAAUGCGUCUCGUACGGCGUGACAUGCUCCUACGCCCCCACGUCCGCGGCGACGGCCCUCUCUGUGGAAGUGGCGUUUAGUGUUGACCUCUCGUCUGCUUCAACUACUCCCACACCUCCUCAACCGAGAGCUGAUCCCGCUCCGCCUGCUCGGGCCCCCCUCCCGCCCCGUUACGUCCCCCCGCCGUUACCACAAACCGGAUCCAUGGAAAGCCCAGACGCGGCGUAUCAGUUGACUCCAACAGACGUCCGCCUCCUCGAACGCUUCCAGAAGAGGACAGUCCUGAGCCUCGGCUCCGCAAAGAGUAGAACAAUCUACGAGAAAAAGACCCUCCCCAUCGCAUUCUGCCACCCCGUGGUAAUGCACACAGUAAUAGCAAUGACCCACCUCCACGACCUAACCCUCCUCACGCCCUCCAACACCCCGCCCUCCCAGGCAACCCAAACAGCCCUAGCCUACCACUGGUACCGCGGCGUCUCCCUCCUCCACCGCAAGCUCUCCAACCCCAUCCUCCCCAGCGAGCGCGACGCCCUCUGGCUCGCGGCGGCCUUCAUCAGCGUCGCCGCCUUUGCCAACGUCGCCUCCCUCGCCGCGCCCCGCGACGCCUGGCCGCUGAGGCAGGGGUGCCCCUCGGACCUCGACUGGCUCAAGCUAGGCGACGGGAAGAAGCAGGUGUGGAAGAUGACGGAUACGCUACGCGCGCCGAGGGGCGUGUUUGCGGAUGCGGCGAGCGAGUUGUAUGCUCACUUGAUGAAGCCCGUCGAGGCACCCUGCUGUAGCACCAUCGAUGAUGGACCCGAGGAGAAAGGAAAGACGACGGACGCAUGGAGUCCUCCCCUACCGGAAGGCUUCGCAGACCUCUUCGACCUCAUCCAGGACCCAACCCACGCGAACCCGUACUUCACAGCCGCCGCCUCCCUCGUCGUCUGCUGGCGCGUACCGCCCGCAGUGACAGCGGACCCGGACUCGAUCGAGCUGAUCAAGCCCUUCAUGGGCUUCAUCAGCAAGCUGGACCCGCGGUUCCGGCGGCUGCUCGAGGAGAAAGACGAGCGGGCGAUGCUGCUGCUGGCGUACUGGUUCGCGCGGGUGUGUGAUCGGAAGCACUGGUGGAUGUGGAAGCGCGCCGUGCUGGAGACGAGGGCGAUUUGCGAGUAUUUGGAGGCGAGGUGGCGGGGGAGGUGGGAGGUAAGGCUGGUUGCGUUUCCGAGGAUGAUGGCCGAUCAGUGCGGGCUGUUGUGA